CCCGACUCCGAUGGGCCAGACAACCUCACACCCAAGCGCCUCCGUCCCUCCGUCUGCCUCAUGUCCUAUAGACCACAAAGCUCUUUCCGUUGCCUCCGCAUCUGGUUGUCCUGUCCCCCAUAACUCGCCGUCUGCCAAACUAGCUCAGUGUCCCAUCGACCAUGAAUCCAUCAACGCACGGAACCAGAUGCCCAAUCUUUCGCAAGAAGCCACCAGCUCCCAGGCUCUUGCUCUGCCUACCGCCCGUGUUGUAUCGUCUAUUCCCAGAGACGACGACAGCAAGUGGGAAUACCCUUCGCCGCAACAAUUCUAUAACGCCAUCGCUCGGAAGGGGAACGAUACACCGGAGGAGUUGGCUCAUGUCGAGACAAUGGUGGACAUCCACAAUUUCUUGAACGAGCAGGCUUGGCAAGAGGUGCUGAAGUGGGAGAAACGAGCGUACCCACACGAAGAUGUCCAGCUCGCGCGUUUCAAGGGCCGCCCCGGCGAAAUAUCACCCAAGGCCCGGGUAUGGAUGUUUGCGGGUUGGCUAAUGCCUUCACUAUUCAACUCUGAGCCCCCAUUUGAUCGCCACGACUGGGUAGUCAAACGACCACGUACCGGGAGGAGGUUCGUUAUGUCAUCGACUACUACUCUGCCGACCCAGAGCGGGACGGCUCCCCGGUGUUCUCCCUGGAUGUGCGCCCUGCGCUCGACAGCGUGGGCAGCAUCAAGGAGCGCAUACUGGUGGCCACCGAAGACGCCUGGUCAAAUUUUAGAGAAAACAAACGCCCAUGACAUCACACGUAGUUUAUUUUCGUGGCACAUAAUUCAGUGCUUCUAGAUCAUACUGUUAGCAUCUCCCUCCACUCCCAUUGUAUGUAGGACUUCCGAAAUCCCAGCUAGUUCGUUCCUCUUGUUUUUGUCUCACAGAAGCUCUGUGACGCCUAUCACGGUCACAUUUCUUUACGCGUCCUCGUACAUUUUCUUUCAAUUUUCUUCGGCUCUAUGAACGCUUCCGCUCAUUCUCAUUCGACGACUGAUCCAUCCCAACCGAGUCGCAAACGCCAAAGAAGCCGUUCUAUGCUUUCAGAUACCUCCUCGAGCUCGGUCAAGCGUUCCGUCUCUGAUGGCCCAUCGCUGGACGGUGAAGGUCUUUCCAGCAUCUCAGCGUCAGACGAUGGUGCAGAUACCGACGCAUACAUGACGGAACUGGGUCAGGAUACGUACCGCCUCGCACCUGCAACUCAGGCGCGCACACCCAAUCAUCUAUCGGUGCCACCCACAGAGAAGAUCACAUCUGUUGAGACAGCCAAGUCGGUGAAGCUGCAGGUCGGAGAGACGUGGUAUCUGGUGGAUAGAAACUGGUGGAAGCGUUGGAGAAAGGCGUGCGCGGGCGUCGUAGACAAAGAUGGAGCCGUCACCGAGGAAGAGCUGGAAGGGGUCGACAACUCUUCCAUCGUUGAUGCGAACGGAAGCCUGCGGCCCUCUCUUUCCGAGACUGUUGACUAUGAACUGGUUCCACCCUCGGUCUGGGCCGAUUUCGAGUUCUGGUAUGGUGUGCCCAAGUGGCCACUGCCCCGCAAGGUCAUUUCACGCGGAGUAUCGAAGGAGGCGGUUGUUGAGCUAUAUCCACUUCGGGUCUACGUUCUGCGGAUGGUCACCAUACGAUCCGCCAAUGAAUCUGAGCCACCCACUCUGGACAUUUCCAUUGCAGAGACAGUCGGUCUGUUAACGACACAGCUAGAAGACGUGGCGCGACCUCAGGAUCUCACCCGCGCAACCCCUGCUCGCGUAUGGAAGCUCCUUAGGCCUCCUUCCAUCGGCUUUGAAACCUCCGAAAUCCCCGUGGAGGACGUGCCUACGUUUGAAGGAGAGAUCGUCGACUCGUCCGAGACUCUCAAGACACUCGAGGAGGCCGGGAUCAUGCACGGUGAUACCUUCGUGGUCGAAUACAAAGCUCCUACUGGGCCCUUUGUUCAACUCCAACGACAGCUUUUUCAACCGGAUGGGCGCAAAGCGGCCGUCUUCCCGCGAGCGACACCGUUUGGCAGCUUUGGUCGCAGCACCCUCCGUGCGGCGUCCCCGGCGAGGUCGAUAGAACCUGGGACUCUGGGCCUGGGGAACAUGGGGAACACCUGCUUCAUGAACUCGGCUCUGCAAUGUCUUGCGCAUCAACCGGAGCUGGUGGACUAUUUUUUAACUGGUGUAUUCCAGGACGAGCUGAACCCGGAAAACCCGCUGGGAAUGCAUGGCGCCAUUGCCGAGGCCUUCGGAGCACUGUUGCAGAAGAUCUGGGCCGGCACGGCCACGUCAUCUUCCUAUUCUCCGCGCGAUUUCAAGACACAGCUGCAACGCUUCGCUCCGCAGUUCAGUGGGUACCAGCAGCAUGACUCACAGGAACUUGUUGCCUUUCUUCUUGAUGGGUUGCACGAAGACUUGAAUCGUGUACUCAAGAAACCGUACGUCGAGAAGCCCGACUGGGAAGGGGGAGGCGAUCGGGAGUUGGUCCAGCUGGCACAGAAAUCAUGGGACGGAUACAUGCUUCGAAAUGAUAGUGUCAUCGUCGAUCUCUUCCAAGGGCAGUAUCAGAGCACUCUUGUCUGUCCCGAGUGCGAGAAAGUCUCGAUCACGUUUGAUCCUUUCAUGUAUUUGACACUGCCGUUACCGAUCCAGAAGAAGUGGAAGCAUGCGAUCCACUUCAUCCCCUGGGAUAUUUCAAAGCCCCAUCUGAAGAUCCCUGUCGAAAUCGGGCGCGAUGCAUCUUUCAAGGAUCUGAAGGUGCUUCUCGGUCGCUGGGUGGACGUUCCUGCGGACAAUCUUCUGGCGAUGGAAACCUUCUCGCACAAGUUCUAUAAAAGCUUGGAUGAUAGUCUGCCCUGUGGGGAAAUGUCCCCCAACGAUGUCAUCGUUUGCUACGAACUGCCAUGCCACGCGCAGCAGAGCAGAACGUACAAGAAGCAGCCCGGCGAUCCUUUGAUUAUCCCGGUGUACCUGAGCGACAUGAAGCCCGCUUCCCGCACUAUAUUUGGCGCUCCUCCCGUCUCGUAUGGGAACUCCAGCAAUACAUUCGGUCAUCCCAUGAUUGCCGUAAUCGACUCCCAUGACGCGACAAGCAUCGACGCCAUCUAUAACAUGCUGGUCGAUCGUCUCCGUCGAUGGACGAAGAAUGCCCGCGAUCUCCUUAGCUGGGAGGCCAAGGACCAUCCUGUAGACUCGAUUGUGGAAAUCAAGAUCGACGAAAACUCACCCGCGGUCGAGGGCGACAUCGUCGACGAGAAGAUCGAGAACGAGGAUGUCAUGAUGGAGGUCGCGACCGCGACCGAAGUCGUGCCCACAGGACCGAAGCCGGAUCUCUUCACGCUGCGGUUUCAGGAAGGAAACAAGGAGUACGGAACGUCCUCCGCGUUCGGCCGCACGGAGUCAAUCGAGGAGCGAAUGAAAGAGGCUGGGACGGAGCCGAUGUUGGUUCGAGAGGGCGACGUCCUGGUCUGCGAGUUCGACGAUCAUAUGAAGGCCUUCUACUUCGGGUCCUCUCUCCGCUUCGAGGAUGCGCUAUGGGAUUCUUGGAUGCAGUUUGUGCAUCCCGAGUUCGAAGAAUCGCAGCGCGAAAGCGAGUCGAAGAGGAGCCGGGGCAUCUCGUUGCAGGACUGCCUCGACGAGUUCACGAAACAGGAGAAAUUGGGCGAAGACGAUUUGUGGUAUUGUCCGCAGUGCAAGAAACACCAGCAGGCGAGCAAGAAAUUCGACUUAUGGAAGGUUCCGGAUGUGCUCGUUGUACAUUUGAAACGAUUCAGCAACAGUCGCGCAUUGCGGGACAAGAUUGAUGCGCUUGUCGACUUCCCUGUGCACGGGUUGGAUUUGGGCAAGAUGGUUGGCGAGCGCGCUGCUGCGGACAGGUUGAGGGAGCAGGGCGUGGAUUUGGAGGGCGUUGACAUUGACGAACCCCUGAUCUACGAUCUUUUUGGCGGACGAACACAUGGGCGGUCUCGGUGGUGGCCAUUACCGGGCUUAUGCUCUGAAUCACGCCAACAACCAGUGACGGCCAAUGCAUAUCUCCUCUUUUAUCGCCGACGAACGAGCAGGCCACUGGGCGGGAAAACGCGAUCCAAAGUUGAGGAAGCACGGUCGAAACGUCCAGCCGGUGAUUCCCUCACAACACCCGACGCCGAGACCCUCGACAUUCCAGAUGACACACACGACGAUCUGGAUAUCCCUGGUCUAACGGGUUUCCGCUCAGCUACCAACGCAUCUUCGCCUUCCUCACCACGAGACGAGCCGCCCGACCUGGAGGACGGCUUGGACAUGCCCUUCUCCGAUCCCCUGGAGCUCGCGUCUCAUCGGUUCGACCUUCCCGAUCCAUCUUCCAACAAAGCCUCGCCCGCUUCAUCCACCGAAGCCGAUGGAGACCCUGAAGAAUGGAACAGCUCUUACACCAUCCCGCCUGGCUCCCCGGGUUGGUCUCCCCCGACACGGUCGUCACCGGCAAUGACGGAAAAUCCACUGCUUUCAGAAUCAACUUAG
Messenger RNA from Mycena citricolor, 4503 nucleotides. NCBI's taxonomy places the organism in Eukaryota, Fungi, Basidiomycota, Agaricomycetes, Agaricales, Mycenaceae. The record is from the annotation of a GenBank genome assembly.